Molecule: messenger RNA, 205 nt
Organism: Priapulus caudatus
Lineage: Eukaryota; Metazoa; Priapulida; Priapulimorpha; Priapulimorphida; Priapulidae
Exons: 1
Source: RefSeq, a predicted model, not a curated record
ACGAGACAACAGCAGAACCAACAUACAAGACAACAGAAGAACCAAGAGCUAAACCAACAGCAGAACCAACAUCAGAACCAACAGCAGAACAAACAUAUGAGACAACAGCAGACGCAAGAGCAGAACCAACAUACGAGCCAACACCAGAGCCAACAGCAAAAGCAACAGCAGAGCCAACUGCAGAAGCAACAGCAGAACCAACAUA